Messenger RNA from Bubalus bubalis (water buffalo), 2762 nucleotides. RefSeq names its product G protein signaling modulator 1 (gene GPSM1). The record is from RefSeq and is a predicted model, not a curated record. Gene Ontology annotation, molecular function: GTPase regulator activity; protein binding. Bases 90 to 2093 code for a protein of 667 amino acids. Lineage: Eukaryota; Metazoa; Chordata; Mammalia; Artiodactyla; Bovidae. The transcript has 15 exons.
UGGACAGCGGCCCGCGGCCCGCGGACAGGCGCGUGGGGCCGGCGCGAGCGUGGGGUGCGCGGCCCGCGGCCCUCGGCUCCCCCGGCCCCAUGGCGGGCCCGGCGCCUCCCGCCGCCGACGAGCUGCCCGGCCCGGCCCGGCGCCUCUACUCCAGGAUGGAGGCCUCGUGCCUAGAGCUGGCCCUGGAGGGUGAGCGGCUGUGCAAGGCGGGCGACUUCAAGGCGGGCGUGGCCUUCUUUGAGGCCGCCGUGCAGGUGGGCACCGAGGACCUGAAGACGCUGAGUGCCAUCUACAGCCAGCUGGGCAACGCCUACUUCUACCUGAAGGAGUACGCGCGAGCGCUGGAGUACCACAAGCACGACCUGCUGCUGGCCCGGACCAUUGGUGACCGCAUGGGGGAGGCCAAGGCCAGUGGGAACCUGGGCAACACGCUCAAGGUGCUGGGCCGCUUUGACGAGGCUGUCGUCUGCUGCCAGCGGCACCUGGACAUCGCCCAGGAGCAGGGGGACAAGGUCGGGGAGGCGAGGGCUCUGUACAACAUUGGCAACGUGUACCAUGCCAAGGGCAAGCAGCUGUCCUGGACUGCCGCGCAGGACCCAGGGCACCUGCCGCCUGCUGUGCGCGAGACGCUGCGCCGGGCUUCCGAGUUCUACGAGAGGAACCUGUCCCUGGUGAAGGAGCUGGGUGACCGGGCGGCCCAGGGCAGGGCCUACGGCAACCUGGGGAACACCCACUACCUGCUGGGCAGCUUUGCAGAAGCCACGGCCUUCCACAAGGAGCGCCUGGCCAUCGCUAAGGAAUUUGGAGACAAAGCGGCAGAGAGGAGAGCCUACAGCAACCUGGGCAAUGCGCACAUCUUCCUGGGGCGCUUUGACGUGGCUGCCGAGUACUACAAGAAGACGCUGCAGCUGUCCCGGCAGCUCAAGGACCAGGCGGUGGAGGCGCAGGCCUGCUACAGCCUGGGCAACACGUACACGCUGCUGCAGGACUACGAGCGCGCGGCGGAGUACCACCUCCGGCACCUGCUCAUCGCCCAGGAGCUGGCUGACAGAGUGGGCGAGGGCCGGGCGUGCUGGAGCCUGGGGAACGCCUACGUAUCCAUGGGGAGCCCUGCCCAGGCCCUGACCUUUGCCAAGAAGCACCUGGAGAUCUCCCAGGAGAUCGGGGACCGCAGCGGGGAGCUCACGGCCCGCAUGAACGUGGCGCAGCUGCAGCUGGCUCUGGGCCGGCUGGCCAGCCCGGCGGCCGCGGAGAAGCCAGACCUGGCCGGCUAUGAGGCCCAAGGGGCCAGACCCAAGAGGACGCAGAGGCUGAGCGCGGAGACCUGGGACCUGCUGAGACUACCCCUGGAGCGGGAGCAAAAUGGAGACAGCCACCACGCGGGGGACUGGCGGGGGCCCAGCAGGGACUUGCUCCCUCUCCCCGUGAGGAGCAGGAAGUACCAAGAAGGGCCCGACGCGGCUGAGAGGAGGCCGCGGGAGGGCAGCCAUUCCCCGCUGGACAGCGCGGACGUCCGGGUGCAGCUGCCUCGCACGAGCAUCCCCCGGGCCCCGUCUUCCGACGAGGAGUGCUUCUUCGACCUGCUGAGCAAGUUCCAGAGCAGCCGCAUGGACGACCAGCGCUGCCCCCUGGAGGACGGCCAGCCCGCAGCCGCCGAAGCCACAGCCACCCCAACCCUGGAGGGGACGGUCGCCCAGCCCUCGCUGACGGCCUCCCCACAGACCGAGGAGUUCUUUGACCUCAUCGCCAGCUCCCAGAGCCGCCGGCUGGACGACCAGCGUGCCAGCGUGGGCAGCCUGCCUGGCCUGCGCAUCACCCACAACAACCUGGGCCACCUGCGUGGUGAUGGGGAACCCCAGGAGCCGGGGGAUGAGUUCUUCAACAUGCUCAUUAAGUGCCAGUCCUCCAGAAUCGACGACCAGCGCUGCCCUCCCCCGGACGUGCCGCCCCGCGGCCCCACCAUGCCCGACGAGGACUUCUUCAGCCUCAUCCAGAGGGUCCAGGCCAAGCGGAUGGACGAACAGCGGGUGGACCUUGCCGGGAGCCCAGAGCAGGAGAAGCCUCCUGAGGCCACGGCUGAGGGCAGGCUCUGAGCCACGCGGUCUCGCCCACUGCGCCGGACGCCGGGCACCCAGCCCCCUCUGUGCCCCUACCCAGGGCAGCGGGCUCGGGCCGGGGCUCGCUCCUGUCCCGCGCUUGCCCCACGUGGUACGUGGCUUCCCGCAGCCCUGCCCUCACCCUCGCCCUGCCCCGGGCCGGGCUUCAGCAUGUUGGCUCCAAAGCCCCGGUGCUGUCCGGAUCCUCUCCACUCUCUCCCUGCCCCCCGCCCAGCCAAAUGUGAAGCCCCGCUGCCCACCACCCCCCCCAACCCCCAGAGGCGUCUCUGAAGCCUCCUCUCUGGGGCCACCAGUGACAGGCAUUUCUGUUCUCUGGAAGCUGGCCCCGGUGUGCUGAGCACAGGUGUGCUCACCCCAGUCCAGCCUCACCCCUGGGGAGGGCUCCCCUCCCAGGCCCUGUCCCCUGCUUCCUGCUGGGGCUGGAGGAGGAGGACACAGGCAGACUCGGAAAGCCUGCAGCCUGAGAGGGCAGUGCUCCUCCAACACAGGCCCCCGGACCCCACCAGGCAUGUCAUCAUGAGCCUGCGGGGCCGGGAGGCCUGCCACCUUCCUCAACUCCAAGCCCAGGAGCCCAGGAACUGAGCCGGCCUGGUUCUGGGCACACCAGCUGGCAAAGGUCCGCCCCACUGGCCAUCAGCAGGGCGG